Messenger RNA from Strongylus vulgaris, 876 nucleotides. The record is from the annotation of a GenBank genome assembly. NCBI's taxonomy places the organism in Eukaryota, Metazoa, Nematoda, Chromadorea, Rhabditida, Strongylidae.
AUGUAUCUACAUGUUGUACUACCCAUGUCGCCAAAUAGGAAAACCAGCGAAGAGACGGCAGCAAGCGAAAUGCGAUCUGUCAAAGAGGAGGAUCUAUGCUCCGAAUCGGGAGAAAUGUCCAAUCAUAAUAUUUCUUCUCGUCGAGAAAGCACAGAGCAUGAUCCUAAGGAGAAGCAAGAAAUGUUUGGUUUGGGAGGUUAUACGAGAGAGAUUCGCUUAUCGUCCAGUCAGCAGUAUAUCGCAGAUAACUUACGUUCGAAACCUCGGCUAGGAUUGGUUGAUGAUGGGGAAAUGAGAACAACAGAGGAAAUUUGGGAACGUUUAAGGAACAUUGUUCACCCAAACAAGUACUGGGUAGUUGUUUAUGUCAUCGAUCCAUACGAAAUGUGUCUUUACAUAAUUGGUACUGGAGCUCUAUCGACAUCAAGUGACCUGCCGUUUGAUUAUCCUCCAGGCUGCUCGACUACUGAAUAUUGUGCAAGAUUGACAUUCCCUGCUGAUACCACCAGCUUCGCGGAACAGUCCUCUCUUUCGCUUGAAGCAUCUCUUUGCGGUCUGGGUGAUUUUCACAAAAGUAGGACACAUGAAACUAGCGCGGAUUCCCUUGAUGAUUUGCGUCGUGAGGCCCUCCGAGCCGAAAUUGACUGCGCGCGAGUGCGAAUGGAAGCGGCUAGCGAAGAGAAGAAGUAUUGGGAGGAGAAGAGAAGUUUAUUAGCUUUGGAGCGACGUAUGACGUUGGAGAGACAUCAGUCGAAAGCAGAUGAGGAGCACUGUCGUGAUCGUUUGGCUUCUGCUGCGGAAGAGCGCAUGUAUUGGGAAGAAAGAAGACGUAUAUUGGCACUAAAGAAGCAGUGCAUGCUUGAACAAAUGGAGUGA